Molecule: messenger RNA, 5572 nt
Organism: Oryzias latipes (Japanese medaka)
Lineage: Eukaryota; Metazoa; Chordata; Actinopteri; Beloniformes; Adrianichthyidae
Source: RefSeq, a predicted model, not a curated record
AUGUCAACAACAGGUGUUAUGGAGUUGAGCAGGCAACUCUGUUUAAAAAUGAGGAAAAAUAAGGGGGUCCGAAGCUCGACCCCUCCUGCCUCCAUUCCAGGCUUGGAAAUUCAGUUUUACUCUCAUGGGCCCAAGCUGCAGUACUCCCCAGGAUGCUACAUCGCUGAGGAUAUAUGUAUGGCAGCAGCUAAGCAUUGCUCAAUCACUCCUUUGUGCCACAAUUUGUUUGCCCUGUACGAUGAAACAACUGGUGUUUGGUACCCGCCCAGCUACGAGUUCAAGGUCACAGAUGAAACCAAUCUCAAGUUACACUAUCGUAUGAGGUUUUAUUUCAGGAACUGGCAUGGCACCGCUGAAGGAGAGUCGCCAGUUUGGAGGCACUGCAUCAGUAAACUCAGAGGGCAGGGCAAUCAGAAAACCCCAGAGGGAACACCUCUUUUUGAUGGUGGUUCUUUGGAUUACCUGUUUGAACAGGCUAAGCAUGACUUUAAGAUGGGAAUGGUUCCACUGAGAAACGUCCAGUCAGAGACAGAGCAGCAUGAAAUCGAAAACGAGUGCUUAGGGAUGGCUGUGCUCGCCAUCACUCACAACGCCUUGGCCACAAAUACGCCUAUGUCCACCAUAUAUCGUGAUUACAGUUACAAAGACUUCAUCCCAGAAUCCCUGAACCGCAACAUUAAACAGCGCAACAUUUUGACUCGCGUCCGGAUCAACAACGUGUUCAAGAAAUUCCUCUGUGACUUCAACAAUGGGACAGUUCAGGAGAGCAACAUUACAACCUAUGACCUGAAGAUCAAGUACCUGGCUACGCUGGAGGGUUUGACCAGUGGCCUUGGCAGUGAGCUCAUUGAGCCCACCACGCUCAGUGUGGUGCAGGAGGAAGAGCCCUGCAACGGUUACUAUGGGUACUCUAAUCCGAGUCAGGGGCAGACUCAGAGUCAGAAUAUCCAGGAAAGCUGUGACAUGCAAGUUCUUGUUACUGGCAUUACUGGCAUUUCUUGGAGGAAGAAACCAAUUAUAGAGUCGACAAUGUCCAAAGAGAAUAAAAAGACAAAGAAGAACAAGCAAGACGGCAAACAGAAAAACGACAAGAAGACCAAAGCAAGCGAGGGCUGGGUGGUAUUCUGUGACUUCUACGAGAUCACACAUACAGUCAUCAAAGAGAAAACAGUCACCAUCAAAAGCCAGGACAACAAGAAGAUGGUGGUACAAUUGGCUUCCAGCCCAGAAGCGCUGUCCUUUGCGGCCCUUGUGGAUGGGUACUUCAGGCUCACUGUAGAUGCCCAUCACUACCUGUGCAAGGAAGUUGCUCCAGCAUCUGUGGUGAACAAUAUUAGGGAUGGCUGCCAUGGUCCUAUUUGUACGGAGUACGCUAUCCAAAGGCUGCGUCAGGAGGGCAAUGAAGACGGGUCCUACGUGCUCCGCUGGAGUUGCACCAACUUUGAGUUCAUUAUCAUAACCGUCGUCUGUAAUGAGAUUGAUUUGAAGGAGUCUCGCCCUGUGCGUCAAUACAAGAACUUCCAGAUUCAGGUGGAUAAGAAUGGUUUCCGUCUACAUGGCACUGAUGCAUUACAGCCGAGCCUGAAGGAGCUGCUGGAGCAUCUACAAGGCCAGACUCUUCGCACCGACAACCUCCAGUUCCAUCUGCUUCGCUGUUGCCCUCCUCAGCCAAGAGAGGUUUCUAACCUCCUGGUGGUGACCAAAGAGAGAGCAAUCACAAACCAGACACCAACUCAGGAGAGUCAGCUUAGCUUCAUUCGCAUUCUCAAGGAGGAUAUUCAACAGGAUGAGCAUCUUGGAACUGGAACGAAAACAAACAUCUACUCAGGCAACCUGAGGGCGAAGAAUGAGGAGGACGAGGAUGUGGGUUACACAUCCUUCCAGGAAGUCAAGGUUGUUCUGAAGGUGCUGGGCUCUGGACAUCGGGAUAUCUCCUUGGCUUUCUUUGAAACCGCCAGCAUGAUGAGACAAGUAUCUCACAAACACAUUGUGCUGCUUUAUGGAGUGUGUGUCCACCAUCAGGAAAAUAUCAUGGUGGAGGAGUUUGUCCAACUCGGACCGCUGGAUGUAUUUAUGAAGAGACAGCAGAGUCUCAGCACACCAUGGAAGUUCCAGGUGGCCAAACAGCUGGCCUCAGCGUUGAGCUACCUGGAGGAUAAAAAGCUUGUCCACGGCUACGUGUGCGCUAAGAACAUUUUGCUGGCCAGAGAUGGACUGGACGCAGAUGAAGGAGGACCUUUCAUCAAGCUCAGUGACCCGGGGAUACCCAUCACAGUUCUCACCAGAGAGGAGUGUGUCCAUCGUAUCCCGUGGAUCGCUCCCGAAUGCGUGAAGAGCGUCUCGUCUCUGAGUGUGGCAGCAGACAAAUGGGGGUUCGGUACAACCCUGUGGGAGAUCUGCUACGACGGAGAAGUUCCCCUCAAACAAAAGAAACUCACAGAGAAGGAGAGAUUUUACGAAACCGAGUGUCAGCUGGUCACUCCAGACUGCACGGAGCUGGCCAAACUCAUGACCGACUGCAUGAACUACGACCCCAAGAAGAGACCUUUCUUCAGAGCCAUCGUCAGAGAGCUGGACGAUCUCCUGCCAAAUUUACUUAUUACAAAACCCCAUACAGAGGUGGUGGACCCAACCAGGUUUGAGAAGAGAUUCCUGAAGAAAAUCAGAGACCUGGGAGAGGGCCACUUUGGCAAAGUGGAGCUGUGCCGCUACGAUCCACGGGGAGACCGGACCGGAGAGUUGGUGGCGGUGAAGUCGCUGAAGCCCGACAACAAAGAGGAGCAGAGCAGCCUGUCCAGAGAAAUCGACAUCCUGAAGGCUCUGUACCAUGAAAACAUCGUCAAAUACAAGGGCAUCUGCGAAGAAGGGGAUCAGGCCUUUAAGCUGAUCAUGGAGUAUCUACCCAUGGGAAGUCUGAAGGAGUAUCUACCCAGACACAAAAGCAGGACCAGCCUCAGCAUGCUGCUGAGCUACUGCAUCCAGAUAUGCAAGGGAAUGGAGUAUUUGGGAUCCCGAAAUUACAUCCACAGGGACCUGGCAGCCCGAAACGUGCUGGUGGAGAAUGAGAGGACGGUGAAGAUCGGAGACUUCGGCUUGACGAAGAGCAUCAAAGACAACGAAGGCUACUACAAGGUGCAGGAUGACCACGACAGCCCCGUUUUCUGGUACGCUCUGGAGUGUCUGACCACAUGCAAGUUUUACCUGGCCUCUGACGUUUGGUCCUUCGGCGUGACGAUGUAUGAAAUCAUCACUUACUGCGACUCCUCCAAGAGUCCCAUGACGCGCUUCUUUGAUAUGAUUGGUCGAAGUCAAGGUCAGAUGACCAUCCUCCGACUGGUCAAAGUGUUGCAGGAGGGGAGGAGACUGCCGCGUCCUGAGGGCUGCUCUGAGGCGGUGUACGAGCUGAUGAGGAAGUGCUGGGACCAGUCGCCUGAGAGGAGAAUCACUUUCAAGCGUCUGAUCGAGGAGCUGUCCAUCUUACUGCAGCAGCUGCAGCCCAACAUGGAGCUGUAAACGUUCCCGCCUCCGGGACGCAGAUUCACGUAGCCACCUGCAGACGCCACAAGUGACCCCCAGAUCUGCUCGUGCAGCUUCAGUGCACCUCCUUCCUCGCUCUGCUGUCCUUAACAACCAACAAGGAGCUAAGAAAACACAAAAAGGACCCCCAUCCUAAGCCACAUUUUAGUUUUCCUUGUUUUAAAAUGUGCUUUUAUUUUUGUUGGUAGUGUUGUGAUAUUCCAUUCCAAGUGGAACUUUCAUCCAUAUUAUAUGUGACCUGAAACUUUACAGGAAGCUUAGCGGUCAAGCGUCCUACGAAGCUCUUUAGACCCACAAACAUGUGUGGCUGGCGUGGACGCUCACGCUCUGAUAUCACGCUGGAAAGGAGAACGAAUGAACUUGGAGGAGGCCGCUUCAGAAAAGCGUGCUGCUUUUUUAUAGACUCCUCAUCCUGGGAGAGCUGCCUAACCUGCCUUUUUUUUUCUUAAAUAUAAUCAAAAGGUGGCCAUAUAUUAAUGUCAUGUGUGUAUUCAUGAUGUGUGAAUGCAGCCAACCGGGAGGCGCCAGUAUCAGUCAGCAUUCCCUCCGUGUUUCAGUCGGGCUGACGCUCACCAGCACCAACCGUGCAAACUGGGGGGUUUUGAACUCAACAGCAAUUGAAAGACUUCAGUGUAGCUUUAGGAAGUGGAGACGUUUGUCCCCAAAGAAGAUGAAGCAAAACAUGUAAGGACUUUUAGAAUACUUUCAUUGUUAGCAUUGUUUUAGCUGCUUUUGCACAUUAUCAGGUUUCUUCUACUCUUUUGGUUUAUAAUCCCGUCUGAGUAUUUACCUGUUCAUUUAAAUGAUCCACAUACUCUGACGAGCAGAAUAGCUUCACAGCGCCACCUUCAAACAUGUCCCCCCCCCCCACUGUAAAGAAACAGCUGCACUGCUGGUACAAUAGCUUCUCAUGUUUAUCUCAUGUAAUGCAACAAGUUAUAUAGUUCACCUUACAUUUUUUUAAUGAAUGUAUUCAGGAUUCGUUGCGGCAUGAGGUUUGUGUUGUGGUUUUUUAAUCUCCGUCAUGCGACUGUGAAAGUUGGUGAAACAUCAACAAGGCUUUGUCCAGAAAGAUGCACUUCAAAGGUUUAUUCAGAAGUGUUAAAGACUGACCUUCUGCUCUAAAUAAGACAAAAGAUAUAUAUAUAAAAAUGACCAAAAAAAGUACACAAUGAAAAAAUAAAUACAAACCAAUGCAUGUUUAUCCAUGGAAUGCAGUGUUUUUAAGAACUAGGUUCCAGCUGUAAGCAGGCAUGCGUAAGAAACUUCAUUCACGGUCAAAACAGGGAUAUCAGCGGGACCGAAAAUGAACGUCAAACUCAACGGUUUUGCCUCCUGAAAGAGCAAACAGGGUCAGAAAAAGGACAAACUGCCACACGCCUGCAGACACGGACGCGGAAAGGCAGCACCACAGCUGAACAGACAGUGAUGCCAUUCAAUCAGGAAAAUCUUAAAUCUGUAGUGGAAAAGUGAUACGCUGUCCUUUUAGUCAAACAAACACACAAAAUGUAAAGCAACAGAUUCUCUGUUAUGUAGAAAAGAACUCUCUAAGAACAAAAACAGGCUGUAAUAUCAUGUUCAUAGCUAAAUAUAUAUAUUACAAAAACAAAAGGACAGCAUCUGGUUUUAUGUUGGCACUGACGGCCAGUGUACAUUUAUCCAUCCUUGCAUCUAAGCAAUGAAAAAUGCAACAGUGGUGGAAAAUUCACUUUAGGAGACGGUGUUUUGUAAAGUAAAGAAGAUGGUGGAGGUAGAGAUGGAGCAAAAACCAAAGAAACAUGGCAGCAGAAGUCUAGACUUUCUGUCUUUGCUGCCCUCUGGUGGUCAUUGAAUGGACCCACAACAUUUCAACACUUCAAAUGCAAACCGACUUUUAAAUGACAACCGGGAAAACCCAAUAAUCAAACUGUUCAAAGCCACAAGCUUUCUGAUAAGGAAACGCUUUGAAGGACCACACAUCUGCACCUCUUUCUAAUGGCAUCUUCCAUUUACAUUUAUUUUUUGUUAUCAAAUAAUAAAAGAAUUGUUAUAAAGA